This is a messenger RNA of Cebus imitator (Panamanian white-faced capuchin), 2783 nucleotides long. RefSeq names its product ATP/GTP binding protein like 2 (gene AGBL2). Gene Ontology annotation, molecular function: metallocarboxypeptidase activity; zinc ion binding. Bases 19 to 2193 code for a protein of 724 amino acids. Lineage: Eukaryota; Metazoa; Chordata; Mammalia; Primates; Cebidae. The record is from RefSeq and is a predicted model, not a curated record. The transcript is spliced from 12 exons. Gene Ontology annotation, biological process: proteolysis.
CCUUUGGCAGAUUCACACAUGCUGAGUUCACCACGUCUUAGGAGCAGACAGCUUCUUUAUGAUGAGUUGGAUGAAGUAAACCCACGUCUUCGAGAACCCCGAGAGCUCUUUUCCAUUUUGUCUACCAAGAGACCACUGCAGGCUCCAAGAUGGCCAACUGAAUGUGAGGUCAUCAAGGAAAACAUUCAUCAUAUUGAGUGGGCUCCACCUCAACCAGAAUAUUUAUAUCAACCUACAGGAAAUGAAAAGGUACCAGAGAUUGUAGGAGAGGAAAAAGGAACAGUUGUCUAUCAAUUAGAUUCAGUGCCCACAGAAGGUUCCUAUUUCACCAGUUCCAGAGUGGGAGGCAAACGAGGAAUUAUCAAGCAACUUGCUGUCACGUUGCAAGGACCAGAAGAUAAUACUCUACUGUUUGAAUCAAGGUUUGAGAGUGGGAAUCUGCAAAAAGCUGUCAGAGUAGACACCUAUGAGUAUGAACUUACCUUGCGAACCGACCUCUACACAAACAAACACACUCAGUGGUUUUAUUUUCGUGUUCAGAACACCAGAAAAGACGCCACCUAUCGCUUCACCAUUGUCAACUUGCUAAAACCCAAGAGUCUUUAUACUGUAGGAAUGAAGCCACUCUUGUAUUCCCAAUUCGAUGCCAACACCCGCAAUAUUGGCUGGAGGAGAGAAGGAAAUGAAAUCAAGUACUACAAAAACAACACGGAUGAUAGGCAGCAGCCCUUCUACUGUCUCACAUGGACCAUUCAGUUUCCAUAUGACCAGGACACUUGCUUCUUUGCACACUUCUACCCAUAUACGUACACUGAUUUGCAAUGCUACCUCCUGUCAGUGGCAAACAACCCCAUCCAGUCCCAGUUCUGCAAGCUCCGAACUUUAUGCAGGAGCCUAGCAGGAAAUACCGUUUACCUGCUCACCAUCACCAACCCAUCCCAGACCCCUCAAGAAGCAGCUGCAAAAAAAGCUGUGGUCUUGAGUGCCAGAGUCCACCCUGGGGAAAGUAAUGGCUCCUGGGUUAUGAAAGGCUUUUUGGACUUCAUCCUUAGCAACUCCCCAGAUGCCCAGCUCCUCAGAGAUAUUUUUGUCUUCAAGGUGCUUCCCAUGUUAAAUCCAGAUGGUGUGAUUGUGGGGAAUUAUCGGUGCUCCUUGGCUGGAAGGGAUUUGAACAGGCAUUAUAAAACCAUUCUGAAGGAGUCUUUCCCUUGUAUUUGGUACACCAGGAACAUGAUCAAAAGACUUCUUGAAGAAAGAGAGGUUCUGUUGUAUUGUGAUUUCCAUGGCCACAGUCGUAAGAAUAAUAUCUUCCUGUAUGGCUGUAAUAACAACAAUCACAAGUACUGGCUUCAUGAACGAGUUUUUCCUUUAAUGUUAAGCAAAAAUGCACCAGAUAAGUUCUCUUUUCACAGUUGUAAUUUUAAGGUCCAAAAAUGCAAAGAAGGAACGGGACGAGUUGUGAUGUGGCGGAUGGGAAUUCUAAACAGCUACACCAUGGAGUCUACCUUUGGCGGCUCCACCGUGGGUAGUAAAAAAGGCACCCACUUUACCAUUGAAGAUCUGAAGUCCUUAGGUUAUCAUGUCUGUGACACCCUUCUGGACCUUUGUGAUCCUGACCAAACCAAGUUCACUCAGUGUCUAGCAGAGCUUAAGGAGCUUUUACGACAGAAAAUACACAAGAAAUUCAAUGAACUUGGACGAGAUAAAGAUUUAGAAGGAAGUUGGAGUGAUAUCUCUUUGUCUGACAUUGAAUCCAGUACCAGUGGCUCUGACAGUUCUCUCUCAGAUGGUCUUCCUGUUCACCUAGCAAACAUAGCAGAUGAGGAAAGGGCAGGAUUUGCUUCUACUCUCAAAAAGCAGCCAAACUUUUUCAAAAACUCAGAGAAUUCCAGUUCUUUACCAGUGAAAAAUGAAAGCCCGAGGUUAAAUGAGAUAAAUUUCAAUAGAAGAGACAAAGACACCCCCCUGGACCCAUCAAUGACCACCCUGAUUCUGCCUAAGAAUAAAGAGAAAAUGCAGAAUAAGAAGCCAGGCUUUACAGUAUCGUGCUCUCCAAAGAGAACCAUAAACUGCAGCCAGGAGCCAGCUCUAGGUGUGAAGCCAAACUGGCCAAGGAGCAGAUAUCCUGCCACAAAGAGAGGCUGUGUGGCCAUGGCGGCAUACCCAUCCUUGCACAUACACACAUACCCGUAGGUGAGCCUGGGCUAUGCCACACAAGCACUUUUCGGGGUGUUGCAGAUUAGACACAUUUUGUAAUGGGAGGGAUGUGUGAUUGGGAACUGCAUUUCCUGGCGGUGUACUGUGUUGUGUACUCAUCAUGCACUGACCUGACACUUUGUACCUACACUCUGUGUUGUGAUCAAGAUGCAUACCUCAUGAAUUUAACUGUUUUUUCAUAAAAUGAAAUUUCAUUAUGAUGUGUAAAAAUGCUUUAUCAGGAAUUGAAGUGUGCUCUCAUGGCACACCUCAUGGCAGCACAGAUAUUCCUCAUUUUAACCAAUAGAUAUUCUUUCUAAAAUUAUGUGUAAAUCAAUUUUUAAAAAUCAAACUCUGUGUUAAACACAUUUUCAGAAAGUGCUAUAUAAAAAAAAAAAAAAAAAGUCUUGUGUCAAAGCUUUCCAGUGAUGAAUGGUCAGUCUGACUGCUGUAUGUCAGGUUUGCUCAGAAUGAGGUAUUCCCACAUGGAAAUACCAAUGCAUGUAUUACCCAGAAUUUCAUGUUGCAUAUCUUAUGUUCAAGGUUUUGUAAAUUUUUUAACCUGCUGAUUAAAAUUCUUUCUCUCU